GACCCCCCGGGCUCAGCCCGGCCCCUCGCCGCCGCCGCCCCGCGCACAGGAGGAGGAGGCCCGGCGGCGCGGCGCGGGGCUUAAAGUGGCCGAGCCGGCCAGGGCCCAGAGGCCGGACUCCCGCUCCGCGCCCGCCGCCGCCGCCCGCGUCAUGCCGAACCUCCCGGCCCCGCCGGCCCCGCUGCUGCUGCUCGGGCUGCUGCUGCUCGGCCCCCGCCCGGCCCGCGGAGCCGAGCCCCCCGCGCUGCCCAUCCGCUCCGAGAAGGAGCCGCUGCCCAUUCGGGGAGCGGCAGGCUGUUCCUUGGGCGGGAAGGUCUAUGCCGUGGACGAGACGUGGCACCCGGACCUGGGGGAGCCCUUCGGGGUGAUGCGCUGCGUGCUGUGCUCCUGCGAGGCGCCCCAGUGGGGCCGCCGCGCCCGGGGCCCGGGCAGGGUCAGUUGCAAGAACAUCAGGCCCGAGUGUCCAGCCCCGACGUGCGGGCAGCCGCGCCAGCUGCCGGGGCAUUGCUGCCAGACCUGCCCCCCGGAUCGCGGCGCGCCGGACGCACAGCCCACGGUCCCGGCCUUCGAGUAUCCGCGGGACCCGGAGCACCGCGCCUACAGCGACCGCGGGGAGGCUGCUGAGGAGCGCGCCCGCGCUGACUGGCACUCGGACUUCGUGGCGCUGCUGACAGGCCCGAGGUCGCAGGCGGUGGCCCGAGCCCGGGUGUCGCUGCUGCGCUCCAGCCUGCGCUUCUCCAUCUCCUACCAGCGGCUGGACCGCCCGGCCAGAGUCCGCUUCUCAGAUCCCACGGGGAACGUCCUGUUUGAACACCCUGCGGCCCCCACCCAGGACGGCCUGGUGUGUGGCGUGUGGCGGGCGGUGCCCCGCUUGUCGCUGAGGCUUCUCCGGGCAGAGCAGCUGCACGUGGCCCUCCUGACCUCUGCUCACCCCACCGGGGAGGUGUGGGGGCCCCUCCUGUGGCACCGGGCCCUGGCUGCAGAGACCUUCAGCGCCAUCCUCACCCUAGAGGAGGGGCCACAGCUGGGCGUGGGGGGCAUCGCCCUGCUGGCCCUCAGUGACACAGAGGACUCCUUGCAUUUCCUGCUGCUUUCCGGGGGGCUGCUAGAGGCCGGGAGCAGGGGCCCAGCCCCGGUGGCCCUGCACCUCCAGCUUCUGCAUCAGGGCCAGCUUCUGCGGGAGCUCCAGGCCAAUGCCUCCACCCAGGCACCAGGCUUUGCCGAGGUGCUCCCCCACCUGAUGGCCCAGGAGAUGGAGUGGUUGGCUCUGGGGGAGCUGCAGAUGGUGCUCGAGAGGGCGGGGGUGCCCUCACUCCGCAUCAGUGGGCACAUUGCUGCCAGGCAGAGCUGCGAUGUGCUGCAGAGCGUCCUCUGUGGGGCUGAUGCGCUGAGCCCGGUACAGACAGGCGCUGCUGGCUCGGCCAGCCUGGUGCUGCUGGGAAAUGGCUCCCUGCUCUACCAGGUGCAGGUGGUGGGCACUCGCAGUGAGGUGGUGGCUGUCACACUGGAGACCAAGCCUCAGCGGAAGGACCAGCGUUCCGUGCUGUGCCACAUGGCAGGGCCACAGCCUGGAGCACACGUGGCUGUGGGGGUCUGCCCUGCGUUGGGUGCCCGAGGCGCCCACCUGCUCCUGCAGAGUGAGCUCUUCCUGAAUGUGGGCACCAAGGACUUCCCCGAUGGAGAGCUCAGGGGCCAAGUGGCCGCCCUGCCCUAUAGUGGACACAGUGCCCGCCAUGGCAUGCUCCCUGUACCCCUGGCAGGAGCCCUGGUGCUGCCCCCUGUGCAAAGCCAGGCCGCAGGGCAUGCCUGGCUCUCCCUAGACCCUCACUGUCACCUGCACUACGAGGUGCUGCUGGCAGGGCUAGGUGGCUCCGAGCAGGGCACCGUUACCGCCCACCUCCUGGGGCCUCCAGGGCUGCCAGGUCCCCGGCGGCUGCUGAGAGGAUUCUAUGGCCCAGAGGCACAGGGUGUGGUGAAGGACUUGGAGCCUGAGCUCCUGCGGCACCUGGCACAGGGCACUGCAUCCCUGCUCAUUGCUACCAAGGGGAGCCCCCAAGGGGAACUUCGGGGGCAGGUGAACGUUGCCAACCAGUGCCGGGUGGGCGGCCUACAGGUGAGGGCGGAGGGGGUGCCUGGGGCUCCGGAGGUACCUGUACUGCCUGCACUGCCCAUGGUCCUGGGCCAGGAGCCCCCUACCCUAGCACGGCCCAGCAGCUCCGGGCGCCCCCGAGACCCCAACACCUGCUUUUUCGAGGGGCAGCAGCGCCCCCAUGGGGCUCGCUGGGCACCCAACUAUGACCCUCUGUGCUCGCUCUGCACGUGCCAGAGACGCACAGUGAUCUGUGACCCUGUGGUAUGCCCUCCACCCGGCUGCCCAAGCCCUGUGCAGGCUCCGGACCAGUGCUGCCCUGUGUGCCCAGAGAAGCAAGAGGGUAGAGAUGCACUGGGCCUGCCAAGGGGUCGGGACCCUGGAGAGGGUUGCUAUUUUGAUGGCGAUCGGAGCUGGCGGGCAGCGGGGACCCGGUGGCACCCUGUCGUGCCUCCCUUUGGCCUAAUUAAGUGUGCUGUUUGCACCUGCAAGGGGGCCACUGGAGAGGUGCACUGCGAGAAGGUCCAGUGUCCUCGGCUGGCCUGUGCCCAGCCUGUCCGCGCCAACCCUACCGACUGCUGCAAACAGUGCCCAGUGGGGACAGGGGCCCGCCCUCAGCUGGGGGACCCCAUGCAGGCCGAUGGGCCCCGGGGCUGCCGUUUUGCAGGGCAGUGGUUCCCAGAGAGCCAGAGCUGGCACCCCUCCAUCCCCCCCUUUGGGGAGAUGAGCUGUAUCACCUGCAGAUGUGGGGCAGGGGUGCCCCACUGCGCGCGAGAGGACUGCUCUCCGUUGUCGUCCUGUGGCCCAGGGAAGGAGGGUCGGUGCUGCUCCCACUGCACACACCAGCAGCAGCCCACCCCCUUCUGUCUCCAGCUGCCUCCGAGGCCAGGACGGCCCCAGAGCUGGACUCAGCAGUCACAGUCAAGGGCUCAUAGUGAGCAGCCAGAAGGCCACGCGACCAAGAGGACGGGCCCGGCCCCAGGGAGGAGUGGCACCCAGUACUCUGCAUUCUCCCAGUGCCUUCUGCUCCGCCCACCCCCACUACCUCUGGGACCCACAACUCCACAUGUCAGAGGUCAACGGGGCACCAAGGCCCAGAUGCUCUGGCCUCUACUCUGGGAACCUGGCCCUCACUUUCCUUCUGUGCCGACGAUCACUGGCUUGUUGGGAUGUUUAAUUUAUCCUCACUCAGCGCCAAGGGUCCCCCUCCACUCCUGCUGCCCCUGAGCUGAGCAGAGUCAUUACUGAAGAAGUUUGUAUUUAUUAAAAAAAAAUUUUUUUUUCAGUC
Messenger RNA from Erinaceus europaeus (western European hedgehog), 3377 nucleotides. It is a transcript of the gene CHRD, whose product is annotated as chordin. The record is from RefSeq and is a predicted model, not a curated record. The transcript is spliced from 23 exons. Lineage: Eukaryota; Metazoa; Chordata; Mammalia; Eulipotyphla; Erinaceidae. Gene Ontology annotation, molecular function: protein binding. Gene Ontology annotation, biological process: multicellular organism development. Bases 152 to 3316 code for a protein of 1054 amino acids.